Apus apus (common swift) is the source of this 3378-nucleotide messenger RNA. It is a transcript of the gene RCAN1, whose product is annotated as regulator of calcineurin 1. The transcript has 4 exons. Gene Ontology annotation, cellular component: cytoplasm; nucleus. Gene Ontology annotation, biological process: calcium-mediated signaling. The record is from RefSeq and is a predicted model, not a curated record. The coding region runs from base 16 to 777 and encodes 253 amino acids. NCBI's taxonomy places the organism in Eukaryota, Metazoa, Chordata, Aves, Apodiformes, Apodidae. Gene Ontology annotation, molecular function: nucleic acid binding; calcium-dependent protein serine/threonine phosphatase regulator activity.
GCAACCGGCCCGGCCAUGGAGCGCGGCGGCGGCGGCGGGAGGGGCUCGGCGGGGCAGGAGGGGCCGCUGUUCCCGCAGCCACCGCCACCCGGGGAGGAGGAGAAAGAGGAGGAGGAGGAGGAAGAGGGGGCGGAGGCGCAGGCGCCGCCGCCGCCCGAGGCCGAGAGGGACUGGAGCGUCGUUGGCGGCGGGAUGGAGGCGGUGGCGCUGCGAGACCUGCCCACCGCUACCAUCGCCUGCAACCUAGACCCGCGCGUGUUCCAGGACGGCCCGUGCCGGGCCAAAUUUGAAUCGCUCUUUAGAACAUACGACAGAGAUAUCACCUUUCAGUAUUUUAAAAGCUUCAAAAGAGUGCGAAUAAAUUUCAGUAACCCAUUAUCUGCAGCAGAUGCUAGAAUCCAGUUGCACAAGACAGAGUUCCUUGGAAAGGAAAUAAAACUGUAUUUUGCUCAGACUUUGCACAUUGGAAGUUCACAUUUGGCGCCACCAAAUCCAGACAAACAAUUUUUGAUUUCACCUCCUGCUUCUCCACCUGUUGAUUGGAAGCAAGUAGAGGAUGCUACUCCAGUCAUUAAUUAUGACCUUUUAUAUGCUAUCUCCAAGUUAGGACCAGGAGAAAAGUAUGAGUUACAUGCUGCAACUGACACUACUCCUAGCGUUGUCGUCCACGUAUGUGAGAGUGACCAGGAAAACGAUGUGGAAGAAGAAACAAAGAAACCCAAGCCAAGAAUUAUUCAGACAAGAAGGCCAGAUUAUACUCCUACCCACUUAAGUUGAACCACUGUUGUUUUUCCAGCAUUAUGAGUUGAUAUAUGCAAGGGAAACAUUUACUAUGGAAACAGCAGGUCACAGGUUUGGUGGCAACAGCAACAGUUGUAGUAGGAGAAAUACAGUAAGUUUGCUCAGAAAAAAUACAGGAAGUUUCGUCCUUAUUUUUGAUGCUGUGGGUUGAUGGAUGACGUGAGUGUGUUCCCAGAUCACUGAGAACAGAAGAUAGGCAGAAGACAUUUUGAGACACAACAGGACAAACUAGGUUUAUUUUUUGGGGGUACUGUAGGCUGUUCCAUUAUAAAGCAACUGGGGGAAGCUUUCUUUGUUCUGGCUCACAUAAAUCCUCAAACUAAUAGGCUAGUCAUUGUGUAGAGUACAUAAUGAUAACAGAGGUGGUUUUAAAGAUUAAGGUAUGGGAAUUGUAAAGUUUUUUCUUAUAAUACAUUUUGUGCAUGUGUAUUCUUGGUCUUCUAAAGUAACUUUGCAUUAUUUUCUAUAGUUUCUCACAUGUUUCUGAAAAUCUGGGAGAUUGUUUAUAAAGUAUUUAUUAUCUCAGCGUCCUGGACUUAAUACUAGAUAUGUAUAUACCUAUAUAUUUAUAUUUGGUUUUACUGGCACUCAUUUUCCAGCAGGCGUACAAUUUCUUCAGCACCUUGUUCUGGUGCUUUCUAACUUGUGCUUUUAAAAAUUUAACCUUUUAAAUGCCUAUAUAUGGUUUUAUCUGGCAAAGUAAUGGAAAAAUGUGCAAUAGGAAAGUUGUUUAAACAAGUUGAUUUUAAAAUUAUUUAAGUUUAAUUUAUAUCUUCAAUAACAUUUGUUCAGUAACCUUGACUUUCUCAUUUGGAAAAAAAGUACUCUUAAAUGUAUAAAUAAAGCUAGUGUUGCAUACUCACAACAAUGUAAUUUUUCAGUGAAAAAAAAUGUAAUGGAGAGAUGUGAACUCUUCUCAGUAUGUGAAUCUGCGUUGUUGUGAGCAAAGGUUUAACAGUGAUUGAAAAAUUGCACACAGUGUGUAGAACAGCAAAGAGAUGGAGUGCCUUUUCUUCGUUCAUUCCUGAUGUGAACUGUUCUACAAGCUGCACACUUGUAUCUUUUUCUACUGGCUUUGUAUGUCCAUAAAGAUAAACUUUCUUAGCUUUGCUUCCAAAAUAAGCUGAUAUUUAGAAAUGCUUAAUGUCAAGUAAUGGUGCGUACUUAAGUAAUGGGUAUAUGUGGGAGAAGUUCUAGGGUUUUUUAUAUGUUAGUGUUUAAAGACAGUAGCUCAUGACAUAAAAGUUUAGAGGAAGAAAGAUGCCAGAGGUGUAUUUUACUACUUGCUUUUUAAAAUUAAGACCCUCACUUUGAAAUAGGUUUCAGUAUUUUUUUCAUAAGAGAUAGUAACUGAUAUCUGUGGGAAAAUACUGCUUACAGUUUUAGAAGGGGGAUGUUUGAACUUUCUCAGUAUGUUUUUGAAUUCAAAGCAUGUUUUUCUGCCAGUUUGCUUUUGCCACAGUUGCUCUGAGAAUGAGUUUUGUAGCUGGAGUUAAUAUAAAGAAAUCCAUUCUGUGCCAUUUGAAGCAAACAUUUGACUAAAAUGUCCAUGUUCACCCCUUGUUUUUUGAAUAAAUAAUACAUAUUUCUAAAAAAAAGUAAGGUGUAUAAUGAAGCCAUUCCAAGCUGUGGUGCAGUGUAAAAGCAGUGUUGUUGAGGGUUUGUGGUUAUACUAAGCAAAAUAGAAAUUGACAUCCUGUGACCACAGAGAUCAGGAAUAUAUUGAACUUCAUUAAAACUUUGAAGUUAUGAUCCUGUUUUGAUGUGCCCUGUAAACUGAAACAAACACUGAUACUUUGUCUCUGUCUUGGACCUAACUCAAGUGGUGUUCCCUCCAUGUUAAAGAGUGUUAAGAGCUAAUGCCAUGUAUUGCUGGAGCCAUGUCUUAUGGACCUGAAGGUGCAUAAGAUUAUUUUGUGUUACUAGAGUGUAACCAUCAGCUGGAUACAGAUACUGCUCAUUAACACACAUAAUAAGUGAAAUACAAAGAAACUUUGUAGGUUUGCCUCACCUUCUCUUAAGCCUUUCCAAGCCUUUUUUCCAUGUUUCUCACAGUUCUCAUGGACUUAAUGUUUCACUUAAUUCAAUUUAAAAUUGUUGGAAUAGUUCCUCUUCUGUCCUUUUUCCAUCUUUCUAUGUUUACCAAUCAAACCAUUAGUUUUGCAUUAGAAACCCGGGUAGCUGCUGUUCUGUUUCCUGCCAAUCAUAAGGAAUCAGUGCCACCUUUCAAUUAAAAAGAACAGAAUGUUACUUAUCUAUAUGGCUUUCAUCAUUUUAGUACACUGACAUCAGCCUAGUAAGGUGAGCACUAGAAACCAUGGAACUCUUGGAAUGGCUACAGUGUGUUUCCCCUUCUGAUGGUAUUUGUAAACAAAGAUUGUGAGACAGUAAUUUGCCUGUCUUUCUGAUUGUAUAUCCUGGCUUGUGCCACCUUCUGUUAUCAUUACUACAGUGUGUUGCUUGCUUUUUCUGUUUGGGGGUUUUUUGAACGUUCAAAUGAAUACUUACUUAGUAUUUUAUACAGUUGUAUAGUAUGGGACAUAUUUAAAUUAAAAUAUUUUGUUGUCUUCUUGUAAA